Molecule: messenger RNA, 702 nt
Organism: Eremothecium gossypii ATCC 10895
Lineage: Eukaryota; Fungi; Ascomycota; Saccharomycetes; Saccharomycetales; Saccharomycetaceae
Gene: YSA1
Product: ADP-ribose diphosphatase
Exons: 1
Coding region: 1-702 (233 amino acids)
Biological process (GO): ribose phosphate metabolic process; nucleoside phosphate metabolic process
Cellular component (GO): cytosol; nucleus
Molecular function (GO): ADP-ribose diphosphatase activity
Source: RefSeq, marked provisional
AUGACCCCACUAGCGCAAGGAAUCAGGUUACAACUACUAUACAGAACUCAAUACCAGGUACGGAGAAUGGCAGGUAGUACCAAAAGGGGGCCGGAACAGGCAAAGCUACUGGAAAGGCGGGCCGUGACCGACACGAGCGAGUUCAAGUGGAUUGGGCUAGAGAAGCUCAAGUAUGCAGACCCUCUGGGCAGAGAGCGCGACUGGGAAGGCGCUGUGCGCACGACGCGUGCUUCGACCGGAGUGGAUGGAGUAGGCAUAUUGGCCAUUGUGCGCGAGCCUGGGCAGCCGGACCGCAUUCUGCUUCAAAAGCAGUUCCGCCCCCCUGUGGGAGGCGUCUGCAUUGAGAUGCCUGCUGGACUGAUAGACGAGGGCGAGACGCUGGAGGAGGCCGUGGCACGCGAACUGCGCGAGGAAACUGGAUAUAGCGGGCGCAUUGUGACCACCAGCGCGAUAUUAUUCAACGAUCCGGGCUUCACAAACACGAACCUGCGUAUGGUCACAGUAGAAAUUGACGCUACCGCACCCGAGAAUCGCAACCCGCAACCAGAGUUGGAGGACGACGAGUUCAUCGAGUGCUUCAUGGUGCCGUUGCGCGACUUUCCCGAAGAAAUGGGGCGGCUAGACGCUGCGGGCUACAAGCUCGACGCCCGUGUUGAUAACGUGGCCCAUGGCAUUAAGAUAGCCCGUAUGUAUGGAUUGUAA